GCGCUGGAGGCUGCGGCUGGGAGCUGAGCGCGGAGGAGGCGGAGGAGGAGGUGGUGGGGCGCCUUUCCCCCCUUUUUCCUUCUUCCCCUCCCUCCCCUUUCCCAGCGCCGAUCCUGACGGCAGCCAAUCGCCCACCUUUCGCCCAAGCUGCCGAGCGAGCAAAAAGUUGCACGGGAAUCGCGGCCGCGGCGGGUUGAAAAAAAAAAAAAAAGAGCCGGACUUACAAACAAAAGCAAGAAAAGAGGCGCAGAGUUGUUAUUCUUUAAAAAAAGGGGAAAAAACAAACCCACCAGCGAAAGAUUUCCCCCUGAAGGGGGAAGGGGACACAGCAGCAGCAGCAGCAGCAGCUCAACCCGCCCUCGAAGGAUUUUCCUUCCUUCUUUCCUUCCUUCUGCCAGCGGGUUUAUUGGCCAGGAAAGCGAAAUCGGACAAGCUGCCUUGCCCUCUUCUCUUGUGCUUGUUUGCCUAGCGCUGCGGUCUCCGUUAGAGAGAAGGCGAAAGCAGCAGCAGCAGAAGCAGCCAGCCAGCAGCAGCAGAAGAAGAAGCAGAGCGGCCGCAAGCAGCCUCGUGUGCGCGGGUCUCCCUCGGCGGCUCGGCGGCUCCCGGCCUCGGCGACGCACCCGCGAAGAAGAGGAGAAGAAAGUUUUCUUUGGACUUGGCUGGCCCCGAGGAAGCCGAGGCCCUGGAGUGAGGCGACGAAGCGGCACAACCACCUCCUUUCCCUCCCUCUCUCUCCGACCCCCGGAGGGAAGCCGCUCCCGCCGCUGCACCGCGCGAUGGCUGCCGAGCUCAGCAUCGGCCCCGAGCUGCCCACCAGCCCUCUGGCCAUGGAGUACGUCAACGACUUCGACCUGAUGAAAUUUGACGUGAAGAAAGAGCCGCUCGGCCGAGCCGAUCGCUCGGGCAGGCACUGCACCCGCCUCCAGCCGGCUGGCUCGGUGUCCUCCACCCCCAUCAGCACCCCUUGCAGCUCGGUGCCCUCCUCGCCCAGCUUCAGCCCCACCGAGCAGAAGACGCACCUGGAGGACCUCUACUGGAUGGCCAACAGUUACCAGCAGAUGAACCCGGAGACGCUCAACCUGACGCCGGAGGACGCCGUGGAAGCCCUCAUCGGGUCCCACCAAGUGCCCCAGCAGCUCCAGAGCUUCGAGAGCUUCCGGGCCGCCGCUGCCCACCACCACCACCACCCGCAUCACCACCACCAUCACCACCACCCGUACGGAGGGGUCCCCCACGAAGACCUGUCUGGCACCGGCCACCCGCACCACCACCACCACCCGCAUCACCACCAGGCCUCUCCCACCCCCUCCACUGCGUCCAGUUCUGCAUCCCCGCAGAUGCAGAACGCGCACCCGCCUCACCCUGCCUCCUCCGCCUCCUCCGCCUCGUCUUCCAGCAGCGUGGAGGACCGGUUUUCCGACGACCAGCUGGUCUCCAUGUCGGUGCGAGAGCUCAACAGGCACCUGAGGGGCUUCACCAAGGACGAAGUGAUCCGCCUUAAGCAGAAGAGGCGGACCUUGAAGAACCGCGGCUACGCCCAGUCUUGCAGGUACAAGCGGGUCCAGCAGAAGCAUCACCUGGAGAACGAGAAGACCCAACUGAUUCAGCAGGUGGAACAGCUCAAGCAAGAGGUGACCCGGCUGGCCAGAGAAAGAGACGCCUACAAGCUCAAGUGCGAGAAACUGGCCAGCAAUGGUUUCCGAGAAGCUGGAUCCACCAGCGACAACCCGUCUUCUCCCGAGUUCUUCAUAACUUUAUCCUGGACUUUGCAAAACAAAGGGACGGGCACCGGACAAGCCAUCUAGAAAUACCCACUUUGGAGUUCCUAAACAAAACGGAAGAACACACAUGAGGGGGGAAGUGCACCAGUAGCCUGGAAAAGGAGCAAGGACAAUGUAUGCAGGUUUUUCAUAGAUUGCCUGCUUUGGAAAAAAAAAAAAAGUUGAGAUGGGACUUAACCAUGCGAGCUAGUAAAGUAGGAAAGGAAAUCAAAGUGAGAGAAACCUCCUCAGUUUUAUUGCCUGCUUGAUUAUAUAGAAAAAAAAUACAAAAAAAAUCUGCAUUAAAAAUAUUAAUCCUGCAUGCUGGACAUGUAUGGUAACUUCUAUUUUGUACCAUUUUCUUGUUUAAGAAUUUCGCAUGUUGUUGAUCAUUGACCAUACUUUUUUUUUCUGUUGUACUGUUGUUUGUUUCUUUGAAUAAGAAACUGUUGCAAAUUCUAUAUAUAAAAAACUUCUUUUUACUUGCACAUGCAACUGCUUGUUCUAUCUCUCUAUUAGCUUUAUUUUUCUUUAUUUUUCUUUUUAAAUUUGGGAGCUCAAUCCACUAGGCAUGUCUCCUGUGCAAGUUUCAUAGAAAUCAAUGAGACUGCUGCACAAGAGAACAGCUGUGGGUGGAUUGGGCUCUGUGUUAGCUUGUAAAUAUCAGCCACACCACAUAAAUCUGCACAGGGCGAAAACACAAGAACAUUUCAGCAGGCUGAUUUUCAGUGAUCAUUUGUUGCAGAAAUAAAUAACCUACAAAAAAAUUCUUGGCAUUUUGCAUUCAGAAAACAUCCAUUCGGUGCACUUUUAAAAGCUGUAGGUUCUUUUUGUUUAGUUUUAGUUUUCAUUUUGGUUUUUGUUGGGGCAGAAAGAGUUUUUGCCUUGCCUCUUUUAAUUCCCCAAUCUUAAUUAAAUUACUUGGAGGUCAAGUCUGCUGAAAUUAAGGAGAGCUGAUCUCCAGCUCUCCGUGACUAGAAAGAACCAGGUUCCUUUGUACCCAGUUGGAUUUAACUUCCAAGUAACUUUCAAUAAGUCAUCUUUUGAAAUAUUUUUUUUAAAAGAAAAACAUUAAUUCGAGAGAAAUAUAACUUUAAGUGGCGACAAGGGAUGAUUUUAGUGGUUGGGUCUUGCUACAGUCCAUCAUUCAUGAUCCAGCAUCUGUGUGGGCCACCUGAUUUUAUCUCUGGCUCAGAAAAAAGAAAGAUUUGCAGUUAUUUUUCUCCCUUCUCUAAAGCAACAGUUGGCUGCUUGGUUUCUUAACUAAAACAGAGCCAGUUUCACUGACUGCAUACGAGGCAGUUGGUUUAGAGUUCUGAUUAGAGUUUUAAGUUUAUGCCUCUGUAAAAGGAUGAAUGAAUUCAGAAUGCAUAGGGGAAAAACAGCUUUCCUCUUUUAAAAAGGUGCUUUUAGCUUUGCAGCUUCCAAGUUUAGUUUUUGCAAUGUUUAAUCUGCUUUUUCACGCAGCCACUGAGUGUACCCAAAACUUUUAGUAGUUUGGCAAUUUUAUGGGUGUUUAUUAUAAUUAUUAUUUCUUGUGAUUCCCUCUCCCUUUUUUUCUCCCCUUUCUUUUUCCUCCUGCAGGUCAGUAAAAGGAUUUUACGUUGCACUGACAAAAAUACCAAAAUGAAAACCUUUAUUUUUUAGUUUCCUUUUAGAAUUUGCUGGCACUGCUGGCCGGAUGCAUUUUGAGUUUGUAUUAGUUUAUAAAUUAACAGUAAUACCAAGAAUCGUGAAAAAUGAAAAGCAUGGUGCUUGCAGUUUUAAAUAUUGUGAAUAUUAAUAGUCAUGCAUCAGAAAAUACCCCUCUAAGCUUUUGGGUUUUUAUGGAUUCAACUGUGUUGAAAUCACAGCGUUGCAGCAGCAGAAAAUGUUUUUAUUUCAUGUAAACGUUCUGAAGGGAUCAAUUUCAAAUCCUGCUUAUGAUAUGAAAAAUAUUAAAAAAAACACCUCUUGGUCUUA
Molecule: messenger RNA, 3722 nt
Organism: Notechis scutatus (mainland tiger snake)
Lineage: Eukaryota; Metazoa; Chordata; Lepidosauria; Squamata; Elapidae
Gene: MAFB
Product: MAF bZIP transcription factor B
Biological process (GO): regulation of transcription by RNA polymerase II; regulation of myeloid cell differentiation
Cellular component (GO): nucleus
Molecular function (GO): DNA-binding transcription factor activity, RNA polymerase II-specific; RNA polymerase II cis-regulatory region sequence-specific DNA binding
Source: RefSeq, a predicted model, not a curated record